AUGACGACCAAGACUAGCCUGCGCACCUUCCAGUCCGAGAUUGAGAAAAUACGACACCGGGAGGUUGUCCGACAAAGAGACCAGACCGCCGCGGAACGAGCGAAGGAGAAGGAGUCCAAGAAGACCCCGGUCCGCUCUGGUGCUGCUGAACUAUCCACAUCAGCUCCCACACAGGGAGGCGCCAUCGAUCCACAAGUGAGAGAGCCUGCGGGAUUGUCAGAUGCGGGUGCGGGGUUGUCAGAUGUGGAUGAGCAAAUACAGUCAUUAUUACUUUCCGCCUCUUCCGCGGACCAUGACAAGGCGCGAGAUAUCAUCGCAUCAAUAUUGACCAGGCGCAAAGGAGAGUAUAUACUGCGAAUAGGUGCACAUCCACCACACUCCAAGCUAUUCUCGAAGACGCCUGGUUCGCUCGAGGGAUCAGACGCAUGGCAUGGCACGGCCCGGACUGUAGAAGAACUCGAUGCACUUCAGCGUGAGGUGCAGGAGAUUGUGACAGAUAUCGGAGGCGUGACUACAGUUUUGUUCGACACAAGAACAGAGCGUCCGCGAGCGACCUUGCUCCUUCGAUUACCUCCUGCGGACGUUUCUGUCACCCCGGAAGUCCGGUGCGCUGUCGUCGGAAACGUCGACAGUGGCAAGUCGACCACUCUGGGUGUCUUGACUAGAGGGGCACUUGAUGAUGGUAGAGGGCGUGCCCGCGUGAGUUUAUUCCGACACAAACACGAGAUUGAGAGUGGGCGGACGUCUAGCGUAGGGAUGGAGAUCUUGGGCUUCGGGCCCUCUGGCGCACCAAUACUGCCGUCAACUGCACAUUUGAACGACGCAGAGGUGAUCAGGCGAGAGAAACUGGGCUGGGAGGAGAUCUCUGCAAAGGCUGCCAAGAUUGUGUCCUUCAUCGACCUUGCGGGCCACGAACGAUAUUUGAAGACGACACUCUACGGCCUGACUUCGGGGGCGCCGUCCUGCGUGAUCCUCAUCGUCGGAGGGAAUGCAGGGCUCAUCGGUAUGUCAAAAGAACACCUCGCGAUCGCUCUCGCCUUGAGCGUCCCCGUCGUCGUCUGCAUCACGAAGAUUGACAUGACACCACCGAAUGUCCUGACGAAGACAAUCGAGCAGGUGACCAAGAUCAUGCAGAGCCCUGGCUGUCGGAAAACAACUGUCUUCGUGCAGUCAGCUGAGACUGCGGUAGAGCUCUCGCAAGUAUUUGCUGCUGAACGAUUAUGUCCCGUGUUUCAAUUAUCGAAUGUCACAGGAGCCGGGCUUGACUACCUACGAACAUUCUUGAAUUUGCUGCCUGCUAGCGAGAGUGACACAGAGAAGUUCGCAGCCGACCAGCCAUUAGAGUACUCAGUGACAGAGAUUUGGUCGGUGCCAUAUGUCGGCACUGUAGUCGACGGUAUCUUGAACAGCGGUACCAUAAAGAAUGGCGACUCUGUGCUAAUCGGCCCGGAUGCCAACGGCAACUAUCAGAGCACGGUUGUGAAGUCAAUACAACGCAAGAGGGCCCCGGUAACUAGCGCGGAGGCUGGCCAGUGCGUGUCGCUCGCCCUUAAGCGUGUCCGGAAGUCGGCCAUACGGAAAGGCAUGGUACUCGUGCACAAGAGCGAGACGCCUCCAAGAGCCGUGCGGCGAUUCGAGGGGCAGGUCCUCAUCCUAUAUCAUAAUACAACGUUGCAGAAGAACUACCAGGCUAUGCUUCAUUGCGGGGCCAUCCGUCAGACCGUGCGCAUAGUGAACAUGGACCACCCUCAAGGCAUACUUCGAACAGGCGAUCGUGCCACGGUUACUUUUGAGUUCAUAUCUCACCCAGAGUUCAUCAAGGAAGGGAUGAAACUCCUCUUCAGGGAGGGGAAGACGAAGGGUCUGGGCGUCAUUACACGAUUAUUAUAACCUUGUAACCAUGACGAGCUGGCGACGACCGCGCAGAUAGGGCGGAGAUGACCUCGCCAUUGUACAAUACGAUGAGGGCGACACCCGCAGCGCGGCCCGGGCUCUUCUAUU
Messenger RNA from Rhodofomes roseus, 2001 nucleotides. Its product is annotated as P-loop containing nucleoside triphosphate hydrolase protein. NCBI's taxonomy places the organism in Eukaryota, Fungi, Basidiomycota, Agaricomycetes, Polyporales, Fomitopsidaceae. Gene Ontology annotation, biological process: translational elongation. Gene Ontology annotation, molecular function: GTPase activity; translation elongation factor activity; GTP binding. The record is from RefSeq and is a predicted model, not a curated record. The transcript has 18 exons. Bases 1 to 1890 code for a protein of 629 amino acids.